Molecule: messenger RNA, 1160 nt
Organism: Rubroshorea leprosula
Lineage: Eukaryota; Viridiplantae; Streptophyta; Magnoliopsida; Malvales; Dipterocarpaceae
Source: the annotation of a GenBank genome assembly
AAAAUCAAGGAGCUCCGUGUUUUUCUUCCUAAAAUUAUCUGCUUCUUUCAAUUAUCUACUGAAAAAUCCAGGAGCUUUUCUUCCUUCAUGAACUCAAGCGAAGAAGAAAUCGCCACAGAGAUCCCCGGCGUAAUCCGGGUCUACAAAGACGGCAGCGUCCAAAGACUGAUCGAAACAGAUAUCGUCCCGCCAACCACCGAUCCCAAGACCGGUGUUUCCUCCAAGGACGUAACUGUAAUACCCGAAUUUAACGUCUCCGCUCGUCUGUUCCUCCCCAAACUCGCUAACCCCACACAGAAACUACCCCUCCUCGUCUACUUCUACGGUGGCGCCUUCUGUGUCUCGUCACCGUUCACGCGAAAGUACAACAGCUACCUCACCGCACUUGUCGCCGAAGCGAAUGUCAUCGCGGUUGCAGUUAACUACAGGAAGGCGCCGGAGCACCCAAUCCCCACCGCCUAUGAAGAUUCCCGGGAUGCGCUUCAGUGGGUCGUUUCGCACCGUAAAGGUGAUGGACCGGAGCCUUGGUUAAACCACCACGCCAAUUUUGAACGGGUGUUCAUGGGCGGGGAGAGUGCCGGCGCUAACGUCGCUCAUAAUUUGGCUAUUGUCGCCGGAUCCCCGGAUUUUGGUCUGAACUUGGAGCUCCUUGGAGUUGCUCUGGUGCAUCCGUAUUUCUGGGGGUCAAGUCCGAUGGGGUCGGAGACUUCGAAUCCAAGCAGGAAGGCGAUUGUGGAUCGUCUAUGGCCGUUCCUGUGCCCGUCAAAUCCGGACAACGAUGACCCGCGGGUUAACCCGUUGGCAGAAGAUGGGCCGGGCCUGGUGGGACUGGGGUGCCGGAGAGUGUUAGUUUGCGUAGCGCAGAAGGAUAUUCUUAAGGAUAGAGGGUGGGCUUAUUACGAGAGUUUGGGCCGGAGCGGGUGGAUGGGUGUGGUAGAGAUCAUGGAAACGGAAGGAGAGGAUCAUGGGUUUCAUUUGUAUGAUCUGGAAAGCGAGAAGGCCCAAGAUUUGAUCAGACGGCUCUCGGCCUUUUACAAUAGAGACAUGCCAUUAAUAUUUUGAUUUUAUUAUGUUAAGGAUUAAUUCUUCUUCCUUUGUUAUUGUUGUUGUUAUUAUUAUUUUUUAAAAAUAUUUUUCUGUAACAAAAAUAUCAUGAAUGU